Messenger RNA from Clunio marinus, 2066 nucleotides. The record is from the annotation of a GenBank genome assembly. NCBI's taxonomy places the organism in Eukaryota, Metazoa, Arthropoda, Insecta, Diptera, Chironomidae.
GUUUCAGUCUGUAAUCUCUUUUUCAAUAACGUGAAAGUGAUAAAAUUGUGAACAAUGAUAAGAAUUAAGGAAGUGGCGUUGUUGGUUUCCUUAUUAUUUUUCAAAGUUAUUUAUUGUUCAUCAGACAAUUAUCGAGAACGAAUUAUUCUUGAGGUAGAUGUGAUUAGAAACAUUUAUUUUCGUUUAGAAAGAUCGUUAUGGGAGUCAACAGUAAAUAAUCCAAUGAUAACACGGGAUGAUCAAUUGAUGACUAUUUUCAAUGGUCACAAUGACUUCGUGAAUAAUUAUUUGAGAAACUUUCUCGACGUCGACGAUCUCAAAACUUUAAUCAAACUUUAUGGAUGGCAAUCAUUGAACACAGAAAGUGUCAGCGUAAAUCGCAUGUUCAUACGAUUCCAACAACACUUAACUCGUGAAACAAAAUUCAUUGCAAAUGGAACAUUUAAUGAUGAAAUUAGUCUCGAUUUAGUGGAACAUGUUUUGGAUGACUCAAAUUGGCCAUUGAUGGAAGCUCUCGACAAUCUUCAUGAAGCGUUUACAAAACAUCGACUCUUUUACUCGGACAUUUUAAAUCUAACCAAAACUUCCUGCAUACUACAACGUUCACCCCAACAAGUCAUUCAUCAGAUGUACAAUGUGAUUGUCGCGACUCAAUUACAAGCAUAUAUGAUGAUGCAGUUUUCUUAUAUGCUUCUGAAUGUUUAUAAGAAAGGUGAUUUCUUCAAAAUUUCAAGUCGAUUACGAACAAAUUUCGAGAUGAAAACUGUUCAAUCGUUGGAAUCCGCUUUUGAAAUUUCCAUCGAAUCAAGUCGAGCUUUAUGGCGAUGUGAUCCUGAUAAAUUUGAGGAAUCUACAACAUUUCAUCAAAUCACCAGACUCUUGCAAGGUCAUCUUGAAAAUGAGAAGGAUUUAAACCAAGGUCGAACAUGUGUUGAUGAAUGUGAAACAUAUCAGUUCACUGAAGAGUUUGGUUGUUCAGAGAAAUCAAUUUGUAAUCGUCAACCAAAGUGCAAGGGAAAAUUAUUGUUUUGUAAAACAUUAAGUGACGAUAUGUGGGUUUGUCCUGGUGACAAGAAAUCAUUACGAAGAUAUGAAUUUAUUGAGUAUGAUGAUGGAGAAGUUUUAGGCAAGAAAGGUUUCUGUCCAAAUCAAGGGUUUAAGCUCGACCGAUGGUGGCUUUACAUGAUUAUUUACCGAUGUGAUCAUUGCUUUUGCAUUUGUGACGAGCAAGGAAAACUUUCCGAUCGAUUCUUUAGUCUUCGACCAGCAGUCUCUGACACAAGGAACAACAUGGUUGUCACCGGCAUACGUUUUGUUAAAUCAAAUCGAAUCAUUCAUCUUCAAAUACAAGAAAGUCAACUAAUGAAAUAUGGAAAAGUUAGCAGUAUUAACACCAGAUGGGUGCCAAUACAAGAAUUUGGAAUUUUUGAUAAAGGAAUUCGUGAUGGAAUCGAUUAUCACACUUUAGCUUAUGAUCGUCGUGAAGUUGAUCUUGACGAUCUUAUUGCACCAAUUGGUCAUGUUGUGACUGGAGUUAAACUACGAAGACUUGGAAAUCAUUUGAAUCUCGAAAUUCGUGUUUCAGAAAUUGAUUUCAGUUCUGGAUUGGUGAUGGAACCUGAGAAGAGUUUUUGGAUAUCAAAUGACAACACACAAUUUUCACAAGGAAAAGAAAAGCGAAAGGAAAUCUCAAUGUAUCUACCCGACGUUCCAACUAAAACAAGAUUUAAAUCUGUUCCGAAGUCAUCUUCAAACACUUUCAUCAAGUUCACUUUUUCUGAUAUCUAUAAAGAUGCAGCACAAACAACAGUUCCUUUCUUAGACUCACAAGAUGUUACAUCAUCACCUGCGACUCCACUUCAAGGUGUUGGACUCUUAUACAAAGGACAACGUGGAUUUGGUGGCUUCAUUACACCAAAGAUUGAAACAAUCGACAUAAGCAGUUACAUUCGAGCUAACAUGCAAAACUUUAAAACCGUCAAUGAACGAAAUGCUAAUAAAUUUAACUAUGUGAGUAAUUAAGAUGGUAUUCGAACUGAAGUAAUAAAAAUCCCAAGCAAUUAAUU